This is a messenger RNA of Prorocentrum cordatum, 300 nucleotides long. The record is from the annotation of a GenBank genome assembly. Lineage: Eukaryota; Dinophyceae; Prorocentrales; Prorocentraceae.
AUGCUGAUGGACAUCGGACAGUUGAAGUUGGAGACGGACGGCAUCAGCCCAAGUGUCGGCAUCAGAGCGAGUGAGAAGGGCGGGCAGUGGCUGGAGAUGCUUGUCGCUGGUCAGGGAAGUCGGGGAAGUGAUGUUGAAGGAGGAGGUGGAGGUCGUCAGCUGCACUGCCAGCCCCGGCGCGUGCGAGAAGGGUGGGGAUCGGCCACUCUGCCAGAGUGCGCGCGCGUGGGAAGGACGGACCAGCGGCGUUGUUGUUGCUGCUCGCUGAGAUGGGGGAAGCAAAGUGGGAGCCAGGUCUAG